CGCCCGGCUUCCCUCUUCCGAUCCCCCGGAGCCCGUGUCGCCCCUCCGCCUCGCCUUCCUUUGAUGCCUGGAGGCAGCGAGCGGGAAGGAAGCCACUUCUCCCGACCGAGGAGGAGAGGCCAAAGGAGGAGAAGGGAAGCCCGGGAGGGACCCGCGGCGGGAGCAGGAGGAGGAGGGGGAAGGCGCUUCGGAGCCGGCGGCGGAGAGGCCCCCCUAAAGCCCGGGAAGGAGGCUCCCCGUCGGGGCUGAGCGGAGCGGAGGAGGAAGAGGAAGAAGAAAAGAAAAAGAAGGAGAAGAAGAAAGAGAAAGAGAGGGAGAAAGAGGAGGAAAAGAAGAAGGAGAAACAGGAGGAGGAGGAACAGAAGGAGAAAGAGGAGAAAAAGGAGGAAGCAGAGGGGGAGAAAGACGGGGAAGGAGGGCAGGAGCAUCCCCGGCGUCCUCCCUUGAGCCGCCCUCCCUUGGUCCCCGCCUGAGGCCGGUGAGGGCCCUCUCCUCCUCCUCCGCCGCCACGGGGCCUGCCCUCUCCUCCUCCUCCUCCUCCUCCUCCUCCUUCUGCCGCUGAUGCCCGGCGGGGCCCCGCGAUGACUCUGAGCUCGGAGAUGUCCGAUGCUGCCUCCGUCUUGGCCGAAGAGACGGACAUCGACGUGGUCGGGGAGGGAGACGAGGAAGAGGAGGAGGAAGAGGAAGAGGAGGAAGACGAGCCUCUCCCUCGUCGCCUUUACCAGGAGGAGGAAGAGGAGGAGGAAGAGGAGGAGGAAGAGGAGAUCUGCCUGCCUGGAUCCCCGAGGGCGCGGGCGUCGGGAGGCUCCCCGGGCUCCGGCUCGCCUUCUUCCUCCUCCUGCUCCUCGUCCUCGCAGCCGGGCCCCUUGGCGGCGGGGCUCCCCGGGGGCAAGGCCAGCCUGGUGAAGCCGCCCUACUCCUACAUCGCCCUGAUCACUAUGGCCAUCCUGCAGAGCGCCAAGAAGCGGCUGACGCUGAGCGAGAUCUGCGAGUUCAUCAGCGCCCGCUUCCCUUACUACCGGGAGAAGUUCCCCGCCUGGCAGAACUCCAUCCGCCACAACCUCUCCCUCAACGACUGCUUCGUCAAGAUCCCCCGGGAGCCCGGCAACCCGGGCAAGGGCAACUACUGGACCCUGGACCCGGAGUCGGCCGACAUGUUCGACAACGGCUCCUUCCUCCGCCGCAGGAAGCGCUUCAAGAGGCAGCAGCAGCAGCAGCAGCACCAGCACCAGCCCCACUCGCACCCGCAAGGGCCCGAAGCCCUGCUGCUCAGGGGCCUGGAGCCGGCCGCCUUCCUGCCGGCCCCGCAGCCCCCGCCUCCCUACCCCUAUGGGCCCUACAACUGCGGCUACGGCCUCCAACUCCAGCCCUUCCACCCGCCCCCCGCGGCCCUCUUCGCCUUCCACAGCCCCGGGCGACAGCAGCAGCCCCAGCCCCCGCCGCCAGCUCCGCUCCUCCCGGCUGCCCCCGGGCCCGACCUGGCCCCCAGGACCCCGGCCUUCGCUUACCCGGCCUCCUCCAAGCCCUCCUCGGCUUUGGCCAGGUCGCCCUUCUCCAUCGAGAGCAUCAUCGGCGGCUGCGGCGUUUUGAACCCAGGACCCGGCUGCUCUUCCCACUCGGCGGUGCUGCCGGCCCUGGCCCGCUCCCUGAUGGCCUCCUCUUCCUCCUCUUCCCCUUCCUCCUCCUCCUCCUCCUCUUCCUCGCCCGCCUUGGGGCCUUCUCCGUCUCCGGCCUCUUUAGGGCCCCUCCAUCAAAAUGCCCACCAUUUCCCUCCUAGGAUCCCCAAUUGCUAGUUUCCAAUUGCUGCCCGAAGGUAGGACUGCUUCCCCCUCCGCUUUCUGCCUUUCUUUCAGCCCCCCCCCCUUUCGCUUCUUGGUGCAUCCACUCUGGAGGGAUUAACCCGCUUUGAGACCGCUGUCACGGCCUUGGCUCCAUGGGUAUGGAAUUCUGGGAACUGGCGUUUGUUGGGGCUUUUUCAGUCGAGAAGAGAGUCUCACAGGAAAGACAAAAGUCACCCCAAUACUUUGUAGGCAUUGGAAUGAUGCUAAAGGUGUGGGUUUGUUUAGCUUUUAUUAUUUACGGUUUUAUACAUCUCCUCAGGAUACCAAGAAGAAAGUUAAAGAAAGAUUGUUUUGCAGAGCAUUGCCUACAUACAUGUGUGUAUAUACACACACAUACAUAUACACAUACAUACACACAAAGUUAUGUAGGCAAUGCAAAAGGAUCGUUUUGCAGAGCAUUGCCUACAUAACGUGUAUAACGUAUUCAUACACACACACACAC
Molecule: messenger RNA, 2283 nt
Organism: Sceloporus undulatus (fence lizard)
Lineage: Eukaryota; Metazoa; Chordata; Lepidosauria; Squamata; Phrynosomatidae
Gene: FOXD1
Product: forkhead box D1
Exons: 1
Coding region: 582-1793 (403 amino acids)
Biological process (GO): regulation of transcription by RNA polymerase II; anatomical structure morphogenesis; cell differentiation
Molecular function (GO): RNA polymerase II cis-regulatory region sequence-specific DNA binding; DNA-binding transcription factor activity, RNA polymerase II-specific
Source: RefSeq, a predicted model, not a curated record